Messenger RNA from Phytophthora sojae, 1266 nucleotides. RefSeq lists its product as hypothetical. The record is from RefSeq and is a predicted model, not a curated record. Bases 1 to 1266 code for a protein of 421 amino acids. Lineage: Eukaryota; Oomycota; Peronosporomycetes; Peronosporales; Peronosporaceae. The transcript has 7 exons.
AUGAAGCUCUUCCAGCUCACGCUGCCCAACGAGCAGCACGGCAAGGUCGUGUCCGUGCUCCAAGAUGAGCUCAAGCUGGACAACGUCACGAGUGUCGAGGCGCGCACGUCGUCCAUCGUGACGUUCCGCGUGGAGGACGAGGAGAUGCAGGCGAUCCUCAACAAGCUGCAGCGCAUGGGCGUGGGCGUGCAGUUCGGCUUCUGCGACGUCAUGUCGCUCACGCCGGGCACCACCAUGCGCAAGCGCAGCCGCAGCAAGAGCAAGAAGCGCAACGUCGGCCGCAUCCUCGAGCGCAACACGGACGUGGGCACGGCCGUGCCGGUGGCGGAGAUGUACGCGCACAUCGAGGCCAACUCCACGCUCUCUCGGGACUCGGUGGUCAUGCUGCUCAUCUCCUCAUCCAUCGCUGGAAUCGGUCUGGCUGGAGACUCGGGGACCUACGUCGUGGCGUCUAUGCUGCUCUCGCCGAUGAUGGGCCCUAUUCUUGGCUGCGCUUUCGGGUUUGCUCUUCGCGACAAAAACCUUUUCAUUAACGGAAUGGUGAACGAGCUCUUCGCCUUGACGAUUACUUUCCUGCUGGGUAUAAUGAUCGGAGCUUUCCUGAGUCCAUAUGCGGUGGCGUUAAAUUGGCCCACGGGGGAAAUGCGUGAGCGAGGGCAAGCCAUUCAGUUGCUGUUUGGCGCAGUUGUCGCUGCUCUCUCAGGAACGGGCGUGGCGCUUGCUGAGUCGAACGCUAACAUUUCCUCCGUCGUCGGAGUUGCCAUUGCGGCGGCGCUGCUUCCACCCACCGUGAAUUGCGGGAUCUGCUUUUCAUACGUCAUGAUCGGUCAAUACUUUGUGUCGGAUGAUGUCAUCGGAGAAGAACAAAAGCUCGUAUUCUACGAAAUCGCCGUGGGCAGCCUGAUGCUGUUGUGGAUCAAUGUCGUCCUCAUCUACGUCACCGCGGUGCUCGUGUUCAAGAUCAAGAAGGUCGACCAAUUCCAACUGAUUCGCCGAAUUGACGAGGGAGCGUGGCAGAACUUGCCGCGUGUCCAGAGAUCGCCGGCCCACAGAAACGUUGGCGCAAACCAGCACUUCGAGCGGCGCGAACGCGUGGAGAGCAGUGGCAGCGCCAACAGCACUCGAGGGUUCCUCACGGAUGAAGAAGACUUUUCCCCUCCCGAACAAAAGGAGGCGCCGAAACUGGCACCAAUGCGUCGGCGACCGCAGCCGCUGUUGAAUAUGGACGAGAUGGAGCUCAACGGAGGCAAAGUCGAUGUGGUCUAA